AUGGCCACUUAUAGUGCUUCACCAUCCUAUGGCGCUCCACCCAAUGUUGUUUACGUAGCUCCCGCAUACGGAGGUGAUGCUAGUCAAGUUCACGAUUGGCUUAUUUGGUCUAUUAUCAAUAUAUUCGUUGGAUGGGGUGGCGGCCUUUUACCUCUUAUUUUUUCCAUCAUUUGUCGUUCCCACAAGAACAGCAACGAUGCUGCAGGAGCGCGUACUUUUAGCAUUCUGGCAUUAGUGUUCAAUAUUCUUGCUACGAUCGGUGGAGUAAUUGGGUGGAUCUAUCUGAUUAUAUUCUUUGCCGUCAUCGCUAGUAUUCACACAUAA
Adineta ricciae is the source of this 324-nucleotide messenger RNA. The record is from the annotation of a GenBank genome assembly. Lineage: Eukaryota; Metazoa; Rotifera; Eurotatoria; Adinetida; Adinetidae.